AUGGAAGUCGCCGGCGUUGUCAUAGGUGCUGUUGCACUCAUCGGAGUGUUUGAGGAUUGCAUAGAGCUCUUUUCCCAGAUCGGCGCCGCCAGAUCUAUGGAGAAUGACUACAUACUACUCGCAACGAGACUCGAUCUUCAAAAGGCUAUACUACUGCAGUGGGCAGAACGAUUGAGGCUCUACGAGGCCAAGGAGCACGAUACACGAUUGGACGAUCCGAUGCUUGGACCCGUCAUUCACAAAGGUCUUGACUGCAUCCGCCAGCUUCUACAAAACGGAAAUGUAUUACAGCAACGGUACGGUGUAAGACCGACGGAUUCCCACGAAACGACUGAUCCUCAAACAGUGCCUGAUCAACGCCGGCUCCCAAAUCAUUUGCUAGGCCAAAUUCGCAAGCCUAAGAGACAGCGAUCUGAUGUCGAACUGUCUCAACCCCAGAGCUCUAACCAGUACCCAGGCGAUGAUUAUACGCCCAAACGUGCGCGAUGCAGUUCCAGAGAUCAAAACGACCCCUUACAUCCGCUUCCCGAUAGAGACUACAUGGCCAAACCCUCCCGCCUGGACAGGAUCAUGUGGGUUAUCAAAGACAAAGAUCAAUUCGAAGGCCUAAUUCGAAAGUUAUCGGAUCUUAUAGCAGACAUAGACAAAGCUGUGCCACCCCGAGCCGGCGAAUUACCUACUCGUGCUCUGUUAGAGUACGAGAUCCAAGGACUGAAGAGUGUCCGCGAGUUAAGAAUCAUCAUGCAUGCUUCAGGAAGCGACAAUCGUGAUCUCGCCGGCAUCACCCAACAGACUAUUGAUCGACAGUGCGCGAAGUUGAUUCUCAACCGCCUUUGGUUCCGUCUUAUUGAUGACAGGAAGAACAACAUUGCUGAAGCCCAUCUCCACACUCUCAACUGGGCUAUCAAUCCGCCCGCUUCCGACGUUGUCUGGGAUGACCUGGGUGAAUGGCUGCGAUCUGGACGAGAUUUCUACUGGAUAUCUGGUAAACCAGGCAGUGGAAAAUCUACACUGAUGAAAUUUUUGUACGGUCAUCCCAAGGUUAUAUCUGACUUGAAGAUAUGGGCGAGAGGCAGGCAACUGACAAUGGCGCCAUUCUUUUUGUGGAAUAUUGGAUCUGUCGAGCAGAAUUCGCAAGAAGGGCUUGCAAGAGGACUACUACAUCAUGUGCUGACAGAAAACCCGACACUGAUUUCUACGGUACUUCCAAAUAUGUGGCAAGAAGCACAGAGUGGUAGUGUUGACUUGCAACUUCCCACCAAUAUCGAAACAAAGACAGCAUUCCAGCGACUCGGCGCAGCGACAACGACCGGAGCUUUUGCUUUCUUCAUUGAUGGUCUUGAUGAGUUCACUGGCAACCCUCGAGAUGGAAUCUCAUUUGUGAAAAGCCUAGUCACCAGUUCGAAUAUCAAGAUUCUGGUCUCAAGUAGACCCAUCGAUACAUGCGUAGCAGCCUUCUCCUCGGCUCCUACGCUGAGACUACAGGAUCUCACGAAACCCGACAUUGAGAUGUACAUCAACGACAUUGUACGAUCACACCCUUACGUUGCCGAUUCCAAUUACCUCUGCGAAAUGACUGUGGAAGGUCUGAUAGAUGACAUACGAAACAAAGCGAACGGUGUAUUUCUAUGGGUCGUACUUGCCUGCCGCACUUUGCUUGAAGGUUUCGAGGCAUUCGACAACGCAGAGGAGCUUCAACGUCGCGUGGAAGAGUUGCCACCGGAACUCGAAAGUCUCUUUCGCCACAUACUCAACAGUCUUCCCCCUCGUUUCCUUCAACAAGCUGCCAAACUCCUGCAGCUUUGCUAUCUUAGGCGCUAUCGGCUGAGUUCCGAAAUCUCAGCUUUUACGCUGGCCUGGGCUCACGAGAAAGAUAUGAAGUUGUGCGAAUUGGACAAAUUUUACCCAGUCAAGCACUCUGACCGGAUUGAAAAAUGUGUAAUGUUGGAAGGCCGCCUGCGUAGUCGAUGCAGAGGACUCCUAGAGGUUCAAAGAGACCCCAAGUCCAAGAUACCCAUCAGCGUCGACUUCAUGCAUCGCACGGUGUUCGAGUUUCUCGAUACCCCAGACGUUUGGACAUUGGACUGUAUGCAUAUCGACGACCGACAAUUCGACGCUACUACCGUUCUGGCUUACAUGUCCUGUUAUGAUCUGUUUCUUCAGGAUAAAAGCAUAAGACAUGAGAAGAGAUUUGCGCAGGAGACCUACUACUGUUUACAGGAGGUGCAGAACGACUCACCAUGGAACUUGCCGCACCUACUUAACCGUGUAGCAUUUGCAUUCAUGCGGGAGCGGGGCAAUGCGGAGCCAGUCUUUGGCCCUAGUCAGGACAUCUUAUCUCUAGCCGAUGCAUCUAUUCUGCUGGCCGUCGAGUUUGAUCUGACUUCCUUCUUCAAGGAUUAUGAUGAAAGCAGAUUGGACACCGAAUACGCAUUGGGAUCCCAUGGAAUGUCUAUAAGAGUGCGCUUCAAUCUCCUGUAUCAUGCACUCGCCAAGCCUCUUAUGUAUGGUAUUCUGGACUUUGCACGCGACACGCCAUGUUCGACAGCCAUCGUCGAUCUUCUCCUUCGAUCAGGAUGUGAUCCAAAUGGAUCUCUCGUUAGACUAUACUAUCAUCUCGUCUUUGAUGACAAUAUGGGAAUACCUAAGGAUUCAUACACAACUCCGUGGGAUGAAUGGAUGAAUUCUGCCGAGGGUAUCUACUUGGGCUACGCGAACGAUGAUCCUCUGUCCGGAGAGGAGGUCUCAGAGCUCGCUCUAACAACCGUACUAAUGAUUCGAGCUGGUGCAAAUAUUGUUGAUCACCGAAAUAAAUUGAGAGAGACCGCUGAGAGCUGGUUAGAGAUUGUGAAAGGUUCAGAGAAUUCGAAAGAUCGAGAAACGAGAGAAUACUGCAAUGAGAUCGUGGAAGCAGCAACGACAGACUCUGAGGAUAACUCGAGCAUAUCGUCGUCGAACAGCGAAGAGAUUCUAAGCGCAACAGAUACCGAUCACGAGGAGGAUAAUCCGAGCCUACUGGUGUCGGACAACGAAGAGAUCCCAAGUGCAGCGGAUACGGAUCUUGAGGAGAAUGACCCCAGUAGGGUGUCGACUGAUGGUGAGGGUGACUGGAAUGCAGUAGCGGUUGGAAGUAAGGACGAUCCCAUUCAAAUCGAGUAA
Alternaria arborescens is the source of this 3159-nucleotide messenger RNA. RefSeq lists its product as hypothetical. The transcript is spliced from 3 exons. The record is from RefSeq and is a predicted model, not a curated record. Bases 1 to 3159 code for a protein of 1052 amino acids. Lineage: Eukaryota; Fungi; Ascomycota; Dothideomycetes; Pleosporales; Pleosporaceae.